Molecule: messenger RNA, 3840 nt
Organism: Talaromyces marneffei
Lineage: Eukaryota; Fungi; Ascomycota; Eurotiomycetes; Eurotiales; Trichocomaceae
Exons: 9
Coding region: 1-3840 (1279 amino acids)
Biological process (GO): glutathione metabolic process
Cellular component (GO): cytosol
Molecular function (GO): 5-oxoprolinase (ATP-hydrolyzing) activity
Source: RefSeq, a predicted model, not a curated record
AUGCCUGCAGCACAUAUUGAAAAACCACUACGGAUUUCAAUCGACCGAGGUGGAACUUUUACAGACUGUGUGUGCAAAGUUACCGGUCAAGAUGAUAUCGUGAUAAAAAUUCUUUCUGUCGACACCAAAAAUUAUCCCGAUGCACCGACAGAAGCUAUUCGACGUGUCUUUGAGAAAUACCAUGGACGGCCAGUCCCGCGGGGUACAGAACUCGACCUCGAGGAUGUGGAAUGGAUUCGAAUGGGCACAACAGUCGCUACAAAUGCUUUACUAGAGCGAAAGGGGGAGCGAACAGCCUUUCUGGUUACAGCCGGAUUCAGAGAUAUCCUUCAGAUCGGUAAUCAAUCGCGGCCAUACAUGUUCGAUCUUGCCAUUCGACGUCCAGCACCAUUGUACGAAGAUGUCUUUGAAGUUGAUGAGCGAGUCGUGUUACAGAGGUGUGGUGAUUCGCAAGUCAGAAAUAUACCCCUACAGUUCCCUGAACCUGUGGAAACGGUGGAGGGUACUUCUGGUGAAUUUGUACAAAUCAUAACGCCAUUAUACAUCGAGAGCACACGAGAAUAUUUGCAGAAUAUCUACGAGCGGGGUGUUCGAUCUGUAGCGGUAUGUCUUAUGCAUGCAUAUAUUUUCCCGAGGCACGAGAUUAUAAUUCACGACCUUGCGAAAGAGAUUGGUUUCACGCAUAUUUCACUUUCCCACCAAGUGUCGCAAAGAUCAAAGAUUGUUCCACGAGGAAACUCGACUGUCAUUGAUGGUUAUCUCACUCCCGAAAUUGAAAAAUAUCUGUCGCAAUUUAAUUCAGAUGGUGGUCUCGUGAAUGCCUCCGAACUUUCCGGAUUGCACGCAAUCCUCUCAGGGCCAGCAGGAGGUGUCGUGGGUUAUGCACAGACUUCCUACAAUCCAGAGACUAAAGUACCGGUCAUUGGAUUUGACAUGGGAGGAACGAGCACAGAUGUCUCUCGAUACGACGGUCAACCAGAUCACAUAUUCGAGACUACAACAGCCGGAAUACCUAUCCAAGCACCCCAGUUAAAUAUCAAUACAAUUGCAGCUGGUGGCGGAAGUAUUCUUGCCUGGAGAGACUCUCUAAUGGCAGUCGGACCUGAAAGUGCUUCUUCACACCCUGGUCCUGCUUGUUAUAGAAAAGGCGGCCCUCUCACGGUAACUGACGCAAACUUGGCUCUUGGGCGAUUGAUACCAGAGCAUUUCCCUUCCGUGUUUGGACCAAAUGAGGAUGAGCCGUUGGACCGUGAAAUUGUAUUGACGAAAUUCAAGCAACUGACCGAAGUUAUUAACCGAGAUACUGGCAAAUCACUGACCUGGGCCGAAGUGGCAGAUGGCUUUCUUCAGGUUGCGAAUUCUUCCAUGUGUGGCCCGAUCCGAAGCCUUACCGAAGGACGAGGCCAUGAGGCUUCAAAACAUCAUCUUGCCUCCUUUGGAGGUGCAGGAGGACAACAUGCAUGUGCUAUUGCCAAAACACUAGGUAUCAAGAAAGUACUCAUUCACAAAUACUCUUCAAUUCUGUCUGCAUACGGCAUUGGAUUAGCGGAUGUUGUUCACGAAGAGGAGAAGCCAUGUGCGAAGAUAUUCGACGAAUCCACCAAGGACACCAUUUUCUCCGAUCUGGACCUCUUAUCACAGACAGCAUUGAACCAUCAUACCAUGAGUCGAUUCUCCCGGGUUGACGAUAAUCGAUUCCUCUUUAUGCGGUAUGACGGUAGUGAGACUUCGAUGAUGAUAUCAAUUACUGAAGGAGUUGAUCCGAAGGAAGCUUUUGUUGCUGCUCAUCAACAGCAAUUUGGAUUUACUCCAGUCAACCGGAAGAUAUUUGUCGAUACACUUCAUGUCCGAGCUGUCGGUAAGAACUUCUUUGACUCUGACACCACACCUCAGACCCUUGAGACUACCCCAAAAGUCGCGUCAAACGGCGCAAUUGCGAAGCCUGAUUCAAUCAAAAGUGUCUACUUUAAGUCUUUGGGGUGGGUUGACACCCCAGUAUAUCUUUUAGGCGCUCUCUCUCAGGGUCAAGAAGUUGUCGGUCCAGCUCUUAUCGUCGACAACACCCAAACCAUCGUUGUGAGCCCUCACUGCUCCGCCAGCCCCGCCAAAGAUCUAUUAAUUCUAGAUGUGAAAGAAGAGAAGAAGUCGGUCAGCGCUACUAUGCUCGAUCCAGUUCAACUUUCCGUCUUCCGCCAUCGUUUCUACGGUAUUGCUGAACAGAUGGGACGCGUUCUGCAAAAUAUUAGCGUAAGCGCAAAUAUCAAAGAGCGACUCGAUUUCAGCUGUGCUAUUUUCUCUCCGGAUGGUUCCUUGGUGGCUAAUGCUCCACAUGUUCCAGCCAUGAUUGGCAGUAUGGGAUUUGCAGUGAAGUCACAAAUUAAAGAGUGGCAGGGCAAGCUUCGGGAUGGAGAUGUGUUGCUGUCCAAUUCACCAGCGUACGGAGGUGUCCAUCUCCCUGAUUUGACUGUGAUCACUCCUGUUUUUGAUUCCGAAAGGAAAGAAAUCAUCUUCUGGACAGCCUCGCGAGGACAUCAUGCAGAUGUUGGUGGUAUCCUCCCAGGCUCAAUGCCUCCUUCAUCCAAACGUCUGUGGGAAGAGGGCGCCGUGUUCGAUUCCUUCCUCCUUGUUCGAGAUGGAAAUUUUGCAGACGAAGAGCUUGAGCGUAUUCUCUGCGAAGAACCUACCAAAUACCCUGGCUCAAGCGGCUCAAGAUGUUUUCAAGACAACGUUACAGAUAUCAAGGCCCAAGCAGCAGCCAACCAUUGCGGUAUUCGCUUGGUCCGGCGAUUGAUUCAGGAAUAUACAAUAGAUGUGGUCCAGAUGUAUAUGGGAGCAAUUCAAGAUUCGGCUGAGUUCGCAACACGAAAUCUGUUCAAGAGGCUUCUCAAGGAAAACGGCAGUUCGACAAUCUCCGCUAUUGAUUACAUGGAUGAUGGAACCCCGAUUCAAUUGCAAGUAACCAUCAAUGAAGAUGGUUCGGCCAUUUUUGACUUUACAGGAACUGGCCCUGAAGUUUACGGAAACUGGAACGCUCCAGUGGCAAUCUGUAACUCCGCAGUUAUAUUCGCUUUACGAUGCAUGGUUGAUUCUGAUAUUCCGCUAAAUCACGGCUGUAUUAAACCCAUUACCCUAAUCAUCCCUGACCACUCCCUCCUCAAGCCCAGUGUCGGCGCAGCAGUCUGUGCCGGCAAUGUUCUAACAUCUCAACGAAUCGUGGACGUCAUUUUCAAAGCCUUCAAGGUCUGUGCCGCCAGUCAGGGCUGCAUGAAUAACUUCACCUUUGGCAUUGACGGCAAAGAUGGAUUUGGAUACUACGAGACCAUUGCCGGUGGUAGUGGAGCAGGACCGACCUGGAACGGCACAAGUGGCGUUCAUACAAACAUGACCAACACACGUAUCACCGAUCCCGAGUCGCUCGAGCGACGAUACCCCGUCAUCCUCCGUCAAUUUUCUUUCCGCAGCGGUAGUGGUGGAAAGGGCGCCUACCAGGGCGGCGAUGGAGUCAUUCGCGACGUGGAAUUCCGUAUUCCCAUGUCUGCUUCUAUUCUGUCGGAGCGUCGUGCUUUUGCGCCGUAUGGCAUGCAAGGCGGUUCUGAUGGACAGAGGGGUCGAAAUAUCUGGAUUGGAAAGAAGUCCGGUUUGCAUGUCUCGAUUGGAGGCAAGAACUCGGUUAAUGUUGAGCCUGGAGACCGAAUGGUGAUUGAGACGCCUGGUGGAGGUGGAUAUGGGGAUAUUGACAGGCAGAACACGCAGUUAGAUAUUUCCAAGACCAGUCCUUCCUUCAUGCCCGUUGCAAGUGGAAGUGUUGGAGAGUCCCGUGUUCUUGCUGAGCAAGUAUGA